This is a messenger RNA of Eriocheir sinensis (Chinese mitten crab), 3464 nucleotides long. Its product is annotated as RYamide receptor-like. The record is from RefSeq and is a predicted model, not a curated record. Gene Ontology annotation, biological process: G protein-coupled receptor signaling pathway. Bases 1868 to 3268 code for a protein of 466 amino acids. Lineage: Eukaryota; Metazoa; Arthropoda; Malacostraca; Decapoda; Varunidae. Gene Ontology annotation, molecular function: neuropeptide Y receptor activity; neuropeptide binding. Gene Ontology annotation, cellular component: neuron projection; plasma membrane. The transcript has 5 exons.
GCUUCGGCCACGGUGCGAGGAGGACGAUCGCCGCCUUGUCCUCCGCACGCCCUCACUGGCUCUCUCUUGUGCUCGGAGCGGAACUAGAGGUCACGCGCAUCACCUGACCCCGUGACCCAGGUUGACCCCGUAUGGCUCUCUCUGUGACCUGACCUUGGCCGUGACGUUACCUUGAUUUGCUGGAGCUUCAGGAAAUUGAAACGGUGGACAUGAAACAGAUAAAAGAGUACAAAGAAACAGAAAAAAAGAACUGUGAAAUUAAUUAAGAAAAAGUGCCAACAAAACAGUGUGGCCAAACGAAACAAAAGUGAAACAGUGGAAUGAAACAGUGAGAUGAAACAGUGAAGUGAAUUAGUGGACCAGUGAGUAUAAAUAUUGAGCUGAGAAAGAAACAUUAGAAAACAGCGAAACUAGAGUGAAACGAAAACAGUGAAAUGAAACAGAGGUAUAAACUAGUGAAUUUAAAUACUGAUAAUGCUAAUACAUGAAACAGGAGAUAUAUAGAAGAAAAAACAUGAGUAAGACAAUGAAACUAAGAAAAAAAUGAAAGGGAAAGCCUGAAUGAAAUAUAUGAAACAGUGAAACGUAUGGGGUGAAACAAACGUACGGCUAAAACAAACGUAUGGGUGAAACAAACGUAUGGGCGAAACAAACGUAUGGGCGAAACAAACGUUGAAGUGAAACAAACGUUGAAGUGAAACAAAUAAGUGAGGGAUAAAUGAAAGCUGAAAGUUAACCAAAUAAUUAACGAAAACGAAGCAGCAAAAAAAGUGAAGUGAAACGUUGACAAAAAAAAAAAAAUAGAGAACCAGUGAAUCUUUUUUUUCCUGAAACACAAACUCGAAAAACGGGAAAAGAAACAGAAAACCACAAAAUUGUGAAAGAAAAAAAAACAUAGAGCUCAAAUGAAGAAAAAAAGGUAGUGAAGGAAACAUUGUAAAAGAAUUGAAGUGAUAAAACAGAAAAAAAAUAACUAAAAUAAAAUAAAUAAAAUCAGUGAAAAAAUUAGUCAUUCACGAGAAAAGUUGAGACAGAGGAAGUGAAAUAAAUAAAAGAAAAUGUGCAAGAGGCAGAAACGAUUAUCGGGUGAAAAGGAAUGUGAAGAAAACACGUGAAUAAGAGAGAAGGAAAGAGAAGAGGAGGAGGAGGAGAAGGAGAGGUAGGCGGGGGUAGGGACGGGGGGGAAGAAAAGGAGGAGGAGGAAGAAGAGGAAAAGAAUAAAAAGAAAAACAGCAAAGGAAUAAAAAACAACCUGCAACUUUUGGUUUAUGUAGAAGGAGAAGGAGGAGGAGGAGGAGAAGUGAGAAGAAAAAAAGAAAACAACAACAACAAAAAAAAGGACAUUCAUCUAAACUCACAAACUCAAAAUAAAUUACAAAACAACAAAAAAGAGAGAACAUCAAAAGCUUUGCAGGACAACAAGAUAACCGGAGGAUCUAGAGAGGAGAUAGGAGAGAUAAGGAGAGAGAAGGUGGUAAAUAGUACUGAGGGAGGAGGAGGAGGAGGAGGAGGAGGAGGAGGAGGAGGAGGAGGAGGGAGAUAGAAGCAGAGGUUCCCCGGAGAGAUAGCUUAUCAAGAUACCAACGCACUGCAUCGAAAAAUGGUCUAAAAUUAUUGAGGGGACACAGACCGAACGAGAUAAUUUAAUGCUUAUGAAAUCCACGGAUGCAGGUGAGAGAUAAGAGAGAGAGGGAGAUAAAAGAGAAGAAAAAAAUAACUGAAGCAGCGAGGAUCUUUGGACACCCAAACACACACACACACACACACACACUCACACUAAAAUCUGCAUAACAUCAAAAUGAAGAAGAAAACUAUACUUCAUCACCACUAACACAUCACCACUACCUUCACCACCACCACCACCAAGAUGUCCGCCGCCUCCUACCGCCUCUCCAAGUUCCUGUCAGCCUCCGAGGACCUGAGAAACGAGUCUGAGAGCAUCCUGACGCAGUGCAACGCGAGCCUGUCAUCCCCGGAGACUCUGGACGCCGCCUGUGACACCUGCAACGCGUCCGGGAUACUCAUGCUCUGGGAGGAGGGACUGUGCGACCAUCCGCCAACACCUGGGUUCGAUUCCGCCGUCUACAUCCUCUACAUCACCGUGCUGGUCAUCGCUGUGCUUGGGAACUCGGUGGUUGUGUACGUCGUGUGUUCGUCGGAGAAGAUGCGAACGGUGACCAACUAUUUCAUCGCGAACUUGGCCAUCGGGGACCUGUUCAUGGCUAUCCUCUGCGUCCCGUUUUCUUUCAUAAGCACGCUGAUUCUUAAGUACUGGCCAUUCGGGGGGACUCUAUGUGUAGCCGUGAACUACCUCCAGGCCGUGUCAGUCUUCGUUUCCGCCUACACCCUCGUGGCGAUCAGUCUGGACCGGUACCUGGCCAUCAUCUACCCCUUGAGACCUCGCAUGACACGUUGCCAGGCGAAGGUUAUCAUAGCGGCCGUCUGGAUCCUGUCACUCGCUACGACUCUCCCAGUUGCCGUCUAUUCCCGGCUGCUCACGCCCCCCAUCAAUUUCUACAGCCUCAUGGACAGGGAGGUUUGCACGGAGGACUGGGGGUCUGAGCCGAGUGAUAAUGAGUCCCGGGUAGCGUAUAGUGUGGCUCUGAUGCUCCUACAGUACUUCCUCCCGCUCACCGUGCUUGUGUUCACGUAUUCACGGAUUGCUAUGGUCGUGUGGGGGAAGAGAACGCUUGGGGAGACGCCGGCGAGGGUGGACAGGAUAGCACGGAGCAAGAGAAAGACGGUCAAAAUGAUGGCGGCCUGCGUGGUGGCCUACACGCUGGCCUGGCUGCCGCUCAACCUGUACAUCGUGCUCGCGGACGUGCCGGGCCUGCUCGACCUGCUCCCGGACACCACACACGUCCUGCUCUUCUUCACGGUUCACUGCCUGGCCAUGUCCCACACCUGCUACAACCCGAUCAUCUACUUUUGGAUGAAUGGACAGUUCCGCGCCGCCUACUGCCGCGCCCUGCCCUGCCUGCGCGGCCUGCACUCACGCAUGGGCACCUCGGAGGGCCUGUCCACGUCCCGGCUCGGAACGUCUAAGAUGGGUGACGGGCAGGUUGUUCUGGACGGGUGUGACCUGCCCGCCUCAUCCUACUACGACACCCCUGCGAUUAACCUGCAAAUCCUGGCUGGGGAGGACGGCAGGCGGGCUCGCUACCUCCACCUGCCCUAUACCCGAGAUGCGACCACCACCACCACUACCACCACCACCACACACCACCACCACCUCCAGAAGCCCCCCUCCCUCGCAGUCUCCCUAUGACGAAGAUGAUGGUGACCGUGGUGAUGGUGUACACGCUUUGCUGGCUUCCUUUCAACGUUUUGAUGGUGGUUCGGGAGCUGUGGGUGGUGGACGGGUGGCCUUACAUGAAGCAGGUAUGGGCCUUGUUCCACUGGUUGGCCAUGUCCCACACCUGCUACAACCCGAUCAUCCUCUGCUGGAUGAAUACGAAGUUCAG